UCAACGCAAGAAAUUCACGCGCAGUGUGUAUAUCUGUCAGGAAGAUACGUGGCGGAGUGUAGUUUUUCAUAAAUUUCAAUUAAAAAAUGUUCAAAUUACAUAUUUUGAGUACAGUCUUUCUGUUCAGUGUAAUUCUAAAAUGUAGCUAUGGAUAUUUCAUAACCGUAGAUGCACAUUCAGAAGAAUGUUUCUUCGAUAGAGCAGAAUCUGGGACCAAAUUAGGGCUUAUGUUCGAGACCAUCGAAGGUGGCUUCCUGGACAUUGAAGUUCGCAUUACUGGGCCGGAUCAAAAAGUGAUCUACCAAGGCGAAAAAGAAUCGUCUGGGAAGUAUACGUUCUCUGCCUAUGAAACCGGUAUCUAUCACUAUUGCUUCAGCAAUAAGAUGUCCACAUUGACUCCAAAGGUGGUUAUGUUCUCAAUGGAAAUAGGCGAGGCGCCCAAAGGAACUAUUGGUGCUGCGAACGAAGGGGAAGCUGGACACACUAAAUUGGAGGAUAUGAUCAAGGAGUUGUCCGGUACAUUGACCGGUAUUAAGCAUGAACAGGACUACAUGCAUGUUCGAGAUCGCAUACAUCGACAGAUUAAUGAAAGCACAAAUUCUCGAGUGGUUAUGUGGUCGGUGUUCGAAGCACUCGUCCUGGUCGUCAUGACCGUUGGCCAGGUGUAUUAUCUUAAACGAUUUUUCGAGGUUAAGCGAGUUGUGUAAGGUGCACCUAUUCAAAUAUAUUUAUAUUUAGAAGGAGAUAAUCUGAAAGCCGUCUUAAAUGAUGGAGCAAUUUCUCUAGUUAAUUAUUUUCUGAUCCAAGUGAAAAUAAAUCGAAAGUUUGCUGAUAA
This is a messenger RNA of Uranotaenia lowii, 835 nucleotides long. It is a transcript of the gene CHOp24, whose product is annotated as transmembrane emp24 domain-containing protein 2. The record is from RefSeq and is a predicted model, not a curated record. The transcript is spliced from 4 exons. Gene Ontology annotation, biological process: endoplasmic reticulum to Golgi vesicle-mediated transport; Golgi organization; intracellular protein transport. Gene Ontology annotation, cellular component: endoplasmic reticulum-Golgi intermediate compartment; COPII-coated ER to Golgi transport vesicle; endoplasmic reticulum. Lineage: Eukaryota; Metazoa; Arthropoda; Insecta; Diptera; Culicidae. The coding region runs from base 87 to 707 and encodes 206 amino acids.